UAAAAAUUGGCAACGGAAAGAGUUUUAAGAGGAAAAAAUUGAAUUUUUCUAAGAGAGAAAGGGAAAGAGGGCUUUGGUUCGGUUGGACUUGCUAGAGGAGUAGCUUGUCGGUGAAGUUGGAUCUGAAUCGGAUCAUCUGAUGCGAUUGAGACCAGAAAGCGGCGAAGUGGAAGGAGAAACUCUGAUUUCUCUAUUUCUUAUGUAAUUUUAUUGCUAAUCGCCUCUUUCAGGUCCGUCUUAAUCCUAAUUUUAUCGUAUUUCACCAUUGAAUUCUCAUUCCGCCAUUGAUAUUGUCCACUGCUCUUCUUUCCGAUCAUUUAUUUCUUUCCAUGUAUGUUAAUCCAUCUCUCUUGUUAAUCUGCAAACGGACUUCAAUUUGAAAAUCCCUCAUUCUCUCAUUCUCUCUCUCUCUCUCUACUGUGGUUUUGGGAGAAAUCGCGAGUUUGGGGAUCACUGUGAUCUAGAAUUACGAAAUUCAGUUGUUAUGAUGAUGGAUUUUGGUGAGCGUCUGAGGAAUUUUUGAAGUCUUUGUGUUGAAUCAGAGAAAAAUGGUGUUUGGGAGAUUUAGGGAUAUCAUCUCGUCUGCAACCACUCGUUUGUCGGGUCGCCAGUCUUCUGUAGAUGCGUAUAAGUCGUCUUCGUCGCCUGGAUCUUCGCCUCCCUUGAUCGCUUCUUCUUCUCCUAUUCUUGCCGGAUUUGCUAGUCCUGCGCUUAAGAACAAUCUAAGGCUUUCAUCGUCGCUCCAGGAUCUCUCUACUUACCGUCGACUUGAUCUCGAAGAGGGUAAUCAUGGACUUGAGAAUGCUGCUCCUGAUUUCAGAUCACUCCAGCGAGAGAAUGCCGCCUCUAGUUUCUCAAAAGAGAAGACAUUGCCUGGAGGCUUCUUCUGGUGGUUGAGCAAGAAGUGGGUUCGGACAAUUGUUCUUUUUCUGUGUCUAUUGCUCUUUUUUGUUCUAAUCUAUACGGUUUCUAUGUAUAUUUAUUCAUAUUGGUCUCAAGGAACGCCUAGAUACUAUGUGGUGCUUGACUCUGGAAGUACUGGCACUCGAGCUUAUGUAUAUCAAGCAAGUGUUAAUUAUAAGAAAAAUGGAGCGCUUCCCAUUGCCAUUAGAUCAUAUACAGGACAAAAGAAAAAAUUGAAGUCUCAGAGCGGACGGGCUUAUGAUCGAAUGGAAACAGAACCUGGUCUUGAUAAGUUGGUUCGUAAUGUAACGGGUUUGAGGAAAGCUAUUAAACCUCUGCUUCAGUGGGCUGAGAAGCAGAUACCGAAGCGUGCCCAUGAAAGCACCUCUCUUUUCCUUUAUGCGACUGCUGGAGUUAGAAGACUACCCCCCGCAGAGUCGAAAUGGCUUCUGGACAAUGCCUGGUCUAUAUUAAAGAGUUCGCGUUUUCUUUGCCAGAGAGAGUGGGUUAAGACCAUUUCAGGUACAGAAGAGGCUUACUAUGGGUGGAUAGCCCUUAACUAUCAGAAACAAGUGUUGGGGGCUACACCAAGGGAACCAACGUACGGGGCACUCGACUUGGGUGGUUCUUCUUUGCAAGUUACUUUUGAAAGCAAGGAGCAAAACGAGUCUAGUUUGAACAUUAAAAUUGGAAAUGUGGAUUAUCAUCUUAAUGCCUAUUCUCUUACUGGCUAUGGUUUAAAUGAUGCAUUUGGGAAAUCUGUCGUCCACCUACUAAGAAGGAUCGAAGAACGUGAGAAACUGGACUUGUCUAAUGGAAAAUUUAAACUUAACCACCCUUGCCUGCAUUCUGGGUACAACAAGCAGUAUACCUGUAACCAGUGUGGAAAAUUAUUGGGAAGAGAAGGAAAUUCUGGGAUUUCUCUAAGACUGAUCGGUGCACCGAAUUGGGAAGAAUGUUCUGCACUUGCUAAAGUUGCAGUGAAUUUUUCCGAGUGGUCAAAUACAAGUGCUGGAGUUGAUUGUGAUGUGCAACCUUGUGCUAUAACUAAUGACUACCCUUCCCCAUAUGGAAAUUUUUAUGCCAUUUCCGGUUUCUUUGUGGUAUUUCGAUUUUUCAAUCUGACUUCAGAGGUUACACUUGAUGAUGUAUUAGAAAGGGGUCAAAAAUUUUGUGAGAAACCUUGGGAAGUUGCUCUGGCUAGUGUUGCUCCACAGCCCUUUAUUGAGCAAUACUGCUUUAGAGCGCCGUACAUAGUCUCACUCCUUAGAGAAGGGUUGCAUAUUACCGAUAAACAAAUUGUUAUCGGUUCUGGGAGUACGACUUGGACACUUGGGGUCUCGCUGCUGGAGGCUGGGAAGGCAUUUACAAUUACAACAACCAGGCUAGAGCUCCGUGGUUAUGAAAUUUUUAAACUGAAGAUAGAUCCUCUAGUCCUUAUAGUCAUUGUGUUCACAUCAUUGUUUUUCCUGCUUGCAUUAUCCUGUGUAGGAAGUGCAAUACCUAGAUUUUUCCGCAGGCCAUACCUCCCAAUUUUCAGGCAUAAUGCUGUCUCCACCACGUCUGUUUUAAACAUCCCUUCUCCUUUUCGGUUACAGCGGUGGAGUCCAAUGAAUGCUGGUGAUGGCAGAGUCAAGAUGCCACUAAGCCCAACAGCUAAAGGUUCUGAAGAAAGAACCUUUGGCUUAGGACAUGGCUUUGGCAGCAGCAGUGGCAUUCAACUUAUGGAGUCGUCGUUGCACCGAUCAACAAGUAGUGGGGUUUCGCAUAGUUACUCUUCAAAUAGCCUUGGCCAAAUGCAGUUUGACAACAACAGCGUCGGUUCCUUCUGGACUCCACACCGGAGUCAGAUGCGCCUUCAAAGUAGACGAUCGCAAUCUCGAGAGGAUCUCUCUUCAACGUUGGCUGAAACACACACGGGGAAGGUUUAGAAGAAGCAGACCUCAAACUGUAGAAGAUGGCAGCAUCAAGAGGACUUGAUGAAACACACAGCAUGUUGAAGGUUUAGAAGAUCAAGCAAAUGGCAACCUCAAGAGGACCUUUCUUCCUCAUUGGCUGAUGAAACACACACAUGGUGAAAGGUUUAGAAGAUCUAGCAGACUUCAGAAAUUUUGGUAGGUUGACUAAUUUGCCCCCUCCCCCAAUUAGUUUCUGACUCUUGAAUAGAAAAUAUAUGGAAGGUUGCGUAGAGUUCGUUCAUGAAUUCAAUUUAGGAAUUCUUUGUGUAUCUGAAGGGUUCAAUUUUACACGAGAAGUAGAUAUAUGCAUA
Messenger RNA from Cucurbita moschata (crookneck pumpkin), 3172 nucleotides. Its product is annotated as probable apyrase 7. The transcript is spliced from 2 exons. Gene Ontology annotation, biological process: nucleoside diphosphate catabolic process. Gene Ontology annotation, molecular function: nucleoside diphosphate phosphatase activity. Lineage: Eukaryota; Viridiplantae; Streptophyta; Magnoliopsida; Cucurbitales; Cucurbitaceae. Bases 549 to 2834 code for a protein of 761 amino acids. Gene Ontology annotation, cellular component: membrane. The record is from RefSeq and is a predicted model, not a curated record.